UUAAAAACGUGUGCGCUUUAAAACAUUUCACUGCGUUUCCUGUGGGAUUUAGCAGAUUUUUUGAUGCAGCAACACAGUUUUCGUUGUAGUUUUAUGAGCUAGCUUCUUCCAGCUGAGUUCGUGAGGUCGCAGGUCAAUGAUGACAGCUCACGGUCACUGCUCGUUGAGUGCUGUUUUACUGUGUCUGUGUGCUUGUUUGAGCGCAAAAGACGCUGGACUCGCAGUGAAGCCUGAUGCUGAACCUCAAGUGGAGCCUACUGCUGAACCUCCAGUGAAGCCUGUGGGUGUUCAGCCUGAGCCUCCUUUGCAGCCUGUUGGCGAACUGCCCGAAACUCCAGUGGAGCAUGGCACCGAACUGAAGCCACCAGUGAUGUCUGCUACUGAACUGCCUGUGCCUCCAGUAAAGCCUACCAUCAAACUGCCUAAGCCUCCAGUGAAGCCUGCCACUGAAUUGCCAAAGCCACCAGUGAAACCUGCUGCUGAACUGCGUGACCCUCCAAUGAAGCCUACCGUAAAACUGCCCGAGCCUCCAGUGAAGGCUUCCACUGCAUUGUCCAAGCCACCAGUGAUGCUGGCUUCUGAGCCUCCAGGGAAACCUGUUGGCGAACUGCCCAAGCCUCCAGUGACUCCUACCACAGAGCCUCCAUUGAAGACUCUCAGCAAACAACCCAAGCCACCAGUGACACCUGCUUCUGAACUGCCUGAGCCUUCAGUGAAGCCUACCGUCAAACUGCCCGAACCUCCAGUGAAACCUGCCACUAAACUGGUAAAAGAACCAGUGACCCCUGCCAUUGAGCCUCAUGUGAAUCCUGUCGGAGAACCACUCAGGCCUCCAGUAAUGCCUGCCACCGAGCCUCCCAUGAAGCCUGUUGGCGAACCCAAGCCUCCACUGAAGCCUGCCACUGAACUGCCCAAGCCACCAGUGACGCCUGCCGCCGAGCCUCCCUUGAAGCCUAUCAGCGAACUGGCCAAACCUCCAGUGACGCCUGCUGCUGAGCCUCCCUUGAAGACUGUUGGUGAACCCAAGCCUCCAGUGAGGCCUUCCACCGAACUGCUCGGGCCACCAGUGACGACUGCCACCGAACUUUCUGCAGUGAAGCUUGCCAGCGAACUGACCAAGCCUCCAUUGAAUCCUGCUUCUGAAUUUCUCAAGCCACCAGUCACAGCUGCCGCUAAGCCUCCAUUUAAACCUGUUGGCGAACUGUCCAAGCCAUCAUUGACUCCUUCCACUGAGCCUCCAUUGAAGCCUGCCACUGAAUUACCCAAGCCACCAGUCACAGCUGCCGCCAAACUUCCAUUGAAACCUGUUGGCGAACUGUCCAAGCCUUCAUUGACUCCUGCCACUGAGCCUCCAUUGAAGCCUCUCAGCGAACUACCCAAGCCACUGGUGACAUCUGCUGCUGAACUGCCUGAGCCUCCAGUGAAGCCUGCCAGCGAACUGCCUAAGCCUCCAUUGAAGCCUGCCACUGAAAUACCCAAGCCACCAGUCACAGCUGCCACCAAGCCUCCAUUGAAACCAGUUGGUGAACUGGCCAAGCCUCCAGUGACGCCUGCCGCUGAACUGCCUGCACCUCCAGUGACGCCUACCUCUGAACUUCCCAAGCUACCAGUGACUCCUGCCACAAAGCCUCCAUUGAAGCCUCUCAGUGAACUACCCAAGCCACCGGUGACAUCUGCUGCUGAACUGCCUGAGCCUCCAGUGAAGCCUGCCAGCGAACUGCCCAAGCCUCCAUUGAAGCCUGCCACUGAAAUACCCAAGCCACCAGUCACAGCUGCCGCCAAGCCUCCAUUGAAACCGGUUGGUGAACUGGCUGCACCUCUGGUGACGCCUGCCGCCGAGCCUCCCAUGAAGCCUGUUGGGGAACCCAAGCCUCCACUGGAUCCUGCCACUGAACUACCCAAGCCAUCAGUGACACCUGCCGCCAAACCUCCCGUGAAGCCUGUCAGUGAACUGGCCAAACCUCCAGUGAUGCCUGCUGCUGAACUGCCCAAACCACUAGUGACACCUGCUGCUGAACUGCCUGAACCUCCAGUGAAGCCUGCCAGAGAACUUUCCGAGCCUCCGUUAAAGCCUGCAAAUGAAUUGCCCAAGCCACCAGUGAUGCCUGCCGCCGAGCGUCCCAUGAAGCCUGUCAGCGAACUGGCCAAACCUCCAGUGACGUCUACCGCUGAGCCUCCCUUGAAGCCUGUUGGUGAACCCAAGCCUCAAGUGAGGCCUUCCACCGAACUGCUCGGGCCACCAGUGACGACUGCCGCCGAACUUCCUCCAGUGAAGCUUGCCAGCGAACUGCCCAAGCAUCCAUUGAAGCCUGCUACUGGAUUGCCCAAGCCACCAGUCACAGCUGCAGCCAAGCCUUCAUUGAAACCUGUUGGCGAACUGUCCAAGCCUUCUUUGACUCCUGCCACUGAGCCUCAAUUGAAGCCUCUCAGAGAACUACCCAAGCCACCAGUGACACCUGCUGCUGAACUGCCUCCGCGUCCAGUGAAGCCUACCUCUGAACUUCCCAAGCCACCAGUGACUCCUGCCACUGAAAUACCCAAGCCACCGGUCACAGCUGCCGCCAAGCCUCCAUUUAAACCGGUUGGUGAACUGGCCAAGCCUCCAGUGAUGCCUGCUGCUGAACAGCCUGCACCUCCAGUGAUGCCUGCCACCGAGCCUCCGUUGAAACCUGUUGGUGAACUCUCCAAGCCUCUGACUCCUUCCACUGAGCCUCCAGUGAAGCCUACCAUCAAACUGUCUGAACCUCCAGUGAAACCUGCCACUGAACUGACAAAAGAACCAGUGACCCCUGCCAUUGAGCCUCAUGGGAAGCGUGUUGAUGAACUGCCCAAGGCACCAGUGACCGCUGCGGCCAAGCCUCCAUUGAAACCUGUUGGUGAACUACCCAAGCCACCAGUGACAUCUGCUGCUGAACUGACCGCAGCUCCAUUGAAGCACGCCACUGAACUGCCUUCACCGCUAGUGAUGUCCAAAACUAAAUUGCCCAAGCCAGCAGUGACUCCUGCCGCAGAGCCUCAAUUGAAGCCUUUCGGUGAACCAUCCAAUCCACUAGUGACACCUGCCGCUGAACUGCCCAAGCCACGAGUGACUGCUGCCACCAAGCCUCCCGUUGAAGAACUGCCGGCACCUUCAGUGAAGCCUGCCACUGAACUUCCCAAGCCACCAGUGACACCUGCCGCCGAGCCUCCUGUGAAGCCUGUCAGGGAACUGGCCAAACCUCAAGUGACGCCUUCUGCUGUACUGGCCAAACCUCCAGUGACGCCUUCUGCUGAACUGGCCAAUCCUCCAGUGAUGCCUUCUGCUGAACUGGCCAAACCUCCAGUGACGCCUUUUGCUGAACCGGCCAAACCUCCAGUGACGCCUUCUGCUAAACUGCCCAAGCCACCAGUGACACCUGCUGCUGAACUGCCUGCACCUGCAGUGAAGACUUCCACUGAACUGCCCAAGCCACCAGUGACACCUGCCGCUGAACUGCCUGUGCCUCUAGUGAAGCCUGCCAAUGAACUUCCCAAGCCACCAAUGACUUCUGCUGCAGAGCCUCAAUUAAAGCCUCUGGGUGAACUGCCCAAGCCACCAGUGACCACUGCCGCUGAACUGCCUCCAUUGAAGCCUGGCAGUGAACUGCCCGAGCCACCAGUGAUGCCUAGCGUCAAUCCUCCCAUGAAACCUGUUUGUGAACUGCCCAAGACUGACUGCGAACCACCUCCAGUAACUCCUACCUCCGAGUCUCCAAUGAAGCCUCUCUGUGAACUACCCAAGCCACCAGUGAUACCUGCUGCUGAGCUGCCUGAAACUCCAGUGAACCCUACCGUUAAAAAGCAUGAACGUCUGGUGAAGCCUGCCACUGAACUGUCUAAGCCACCAGUGACGCCUGCUGCCGAACUGCCCAAGCCACUAGUGACGCCUGCCACAGAGCCACCCAUCAAGACUGUCGGUAAACUGCCCAAGCCACCAAUUACCCCUGCCAUGGAGCCUCCCCUGAAGCCUUUCAGUGAACCUGAGUCUUCAAUGAAGCCUGUCACCAAAUUGCUCAAUCCACCAGUGACGCCUGCCACUGAACUGCCUCCCAUGAAGCCUGUCGGUGAACUCAAGCCACCAGUGACGUCUGCCGCUGAACUGCCUCCCAUGAAGCCUUUCGGUGAACUCAAGCCACCAGUGAAGCCUUCCAGUGAACUGCCUGAACCUCCAGUGACUCCUUCCACUGAGGCUCCAUUAAAGUCUCUCAGCAAACUGCCCAAGCCACCAGUGUCUGAACUGCCUGAGCCUCCAGUGAAGCCUACCGUGAAACAGCCUGAACGUCUAGUGAAGCCUGCCACUGAAUCAUCUAAGCCACCAGUGAUGCCUGCUGCUGAACUGACUAAGCCACUAGUGAUGCCUGCCACAGAGCCUCCCAUGAAGCCUGUUGUUGAACUGCCCAAGCCACCAGUGACACCUGCUGAUGAACUACCUGAGCCCCAAGUGAAGCCUACAGUCAAACUGGCUGAAACUGUAGUGAAGCCUGCCAGCGAGCUGCCCAAGUCACCAGUGACUCCUGCCGCUGAGCCUCUCGUGAAGCCUUUCAGCAAACCUGAGCUUCAAGUGAAGCCCAUCACCAAACUUCCCAAGAAACCAGUGACGCCUUUCACAGAACCUCCCAUGACGCCUGCCACAGAACCUCCUGUGAAGCCUAUCGUUGAACUUCCCCAGCCACCAGUGAGACCUGCCGCUGAACUGCCUCCUUUGAAGUCUGCAGGCAAACUGCCCAAACCUUCAGUAAAGUCUGGCACCAAACUGCCCCAGCCUCCAGUGACGCCUGCCACUGAGCCUCAAUGGCAACCUGUUUGUGAACUUCCCAAGACAUCAGUGACACCUAUUUCUGUACUACCUGAGCCUCCAAUGAAUUCUGCUGGCCAGCCUCCAGUGAAUCCUGCCAGCGAAACACCUGACUAUCCUUUGAAGUCUGCUGAUGAACUGCCCAAGCCUGCCAGUGUACUAAAUGAGCCUCCCAUGAAGUUUUUGAGCAAACUGCCGAAGCUUCUAGUGAAGCCUUUUGGGAGGCCUUCAUUGAAGCCAGCCGCCGAGUUGCCACCAGUGACGCCUCCUGCCAAGCCUCCAUUGAAGCCUAUUGUCAAACUGCCUAAGCCACCAGUGAAGCCUGUCGCCAAGCCUCUAGUGAAGCCUGUCAGUGAACUGCCCAAGACUCCAGGGACGCCUGCCACCAAACCCCCUAAGCUUCCAGUAAAGCCUCCCCCCAAACCUUCAGUGAAAUUUACUGCUGAACUGCCCAAGCCUGCAGUGAUGUUUGCCACCAUACUGCUCAAGCCUCCAGUGAAGCUUGCUGCUGAACACCCUAAGCCUCCAGUAAUGCUUACUGCUGAACUACCUAAGCUUCCAGUGAAGUCUGCCCCCAAGCCUCCAGGGAUGAUUGCCACCAUACUGCUCAAGCCUGCUCUGAAGCCUCUAGUGAAGCCUGCGCCCAAGCCUCCAGUGAAGCCUGCCCUCAGGCCUCCAUUGAAGCUUGCUGUUGAACCACCCAAGCCUCCAGUGAAGCCUGCCCCCAAGCCUCCAUUGAAGCUUGCUGUCGAACCACCCAAGCCCCAGUGA
Molecule: messenger RNA, 5584 nt
Organism: Pimephales promelas (fathead minnow)
Lineage: Eukaryota; Metazoa; Chordata; Actinopteri; Cypriniformes; Leuciscidae
Source: RefSeq, a predicted model, not a curated record